This is a messenger RNA of Hyposmocoma kahamanoa, 2437 nucleotides long. It is a transcript of the gene Cep89, whose product is annotated as protein Cep89 homolog. Gene Ontology annotation, cellular component: ciliary transition fiber; centriole. NCBI's taxonomy places the organism in Eukaryota, Metazoa, Arthropoda, Insecta, Lepidoptera, Cosmopterigidae. Gene Ontology annotation, biological process: cilium assembly; chemical synaptic transmission; mitochondrion organization. Bases 26 to 2221 code for a protein of 731 amino acids. The transcript has 14 exons. The record is from RefSeq and is a predicted model, not a curated record.
UGCAAACUUUGUACAUUGUUCUCCUAUGGGUCAAGACCAUAGUAAAGCAUCAAAAAAAUGUUUAGCUAAAUUCUAUCCCGAUCUCCACACUUUUUCUGGAAACUUCACGAAGGGUGUCCGUGGUUUUGAUGUGGUAUUGGAGAGACGAAGCAGUAUGAAGAAGGAUAUUCUAGAUACUGUGAUGAAACGGACUGAGACUGCAAUGGGGCAGGAACUGUAUGUGGAUGAUAAUCCCAUGUAUGAGGAUCCUAGAGAUGUUAUUGUAAGAGAAAAACCUCCGAAACCACCAAGAAAACGGAACAUUCAAGCUAUGGCUGUGACAUCACCAAGACCAAACAAGGAGAAAGUGCUGCUUAGAGAGCAAAAACGAAAGCUUACUAAGAAAUAUGAAGGACUUAUCACCGCUUUGAUGGACAGAUGUGAAGAGAAUGUUGUAUUGAUAUCACAAAAAGAGUCACAAAUGACAAAACUCAAAGAGAAACUUAAAACAGUACUUGAGUACAACAAAUUGUUUGCCGAUGAGAAUGACAAACUGAAAAAGCAGUAUGAAGACCUAGUUAAAUAUGUGGAAGACUGUAAGAAGGUCCUCAAAGAGGAACGAGAGAGAAACAGAGAGUUUGAAGAGAGAAAUAGAGAGUUACAAGAGAGAGUCAAGAAGUUUGAAGUACCCGAUAGAGAGCACAAAGAGUCAACCGCAAUACCUCUUAUAGAAGUUUGCAUGAGCUGUAGCAGCCGUCAGAUCAUAUUGAAUCAGGCGAAGGAACACAACACGCGGUUGCAAAAAGACAUGCAGGCCUUAAAGGAUGUUCUUUACAGACUCAACGUUCAACUAUCUCGGUAUCAAGAGAAAAUACGUAACAACGUACAAACCCUUGGUUCUGAUGGGAAGUCCGAAAAUAUUUACAAGCCUAGUGAAAAGUUGGAUCUAGAUUCCAUGGUUUCUGCUAAUCUGGGCUGGAAAGGACAAGGUAAGAAAUUGUACCCCGAUGACGCGAAUUCCAAUAAAAGUGGUCACGAUGAUCAAACUCACGGAAGAGUUGUCGACCUUUCUGGAUUGUUGAGUGCGCAAGCACUAGCUCCUCUCUUCGACGCGUACCAAGAAAACUUGCAAGAAAAAGACAACCUCAUUUUGGAUUACGAAAAACAAUUCGAGAAUGUAAAUAAAAAAUCCAAACAAAUAAUAUCAGAGAACAAAUCGUUAACGGACAGAGUGCAAUCAUUAGAAGAGGAAUUAGCAAGACUGAGACAAGGCUAUAAAAAGCUCGUUGUUGAGAAAGAGACAGGUGAUAUUGAGAAAGCUACGCUUAUCGAGAGAGCGGAGAGGGCGGAAUGUAAGCUGAAAGAGGUUUAUGAGCUUUACGAGGAUAAAAUGGCAGCAAUGAUGCGAGACUACGAAACAGUGCAUCGCGAGUAUUUCGCGGUGAAAAGUGCUUUAGAAGCGACAGAGGGUAAAGUUGCUCAACUAGAUGUAUUAAGAGCGAGAACUGUACCGGCGGAUUUGCAUGAACGACGAUUGGAUCACUGCAAGAGACUUCUAGAAGAAUUAAAACACCAAUACAGCAUGGAAAACGAGCGUAAGACGGAACACAUUAAGAAGUUAGAAGAACAAGCGAAGACUUUGGAAGAGAAGUACCACAAAGUUUGUCAGGAACACGAGGUUGUUAAGGAGGAGCUCAGAACAGCGCUAAAGAAUGUUAGGUUGUACCGAAAAGCCGCGGUUAUAUUUCGCCAACGUGUAAAGGCAGCAAGUGCAAGGAUAACAAAAGUGCGCAGGAGUGCGAGAAAGAGUAAGAGUACAGCUGAGCCGCUCAGACAUGCACUUGAUACGUUGGAGAAAAUCAAGAGUGAAAUUAAGGUAGUGAAAUCUCGCGCUUCUACGUCUCUAGAUGAGCUAGAGAGGCGCAUCGUAGAGCAGGAGCGAAAAGCUGCGCACGCGCAGGCAGAGUACCGCAGGGAGCUCGAGAGGGCCACUAUUGCGCUUGAGCACAAAGAGGGCAUCAUUCGGAGUCUUAUUGAUAAGGUUGCUGAUGUCGAGGAGGUCAGAUUAAGCCAAACAAACACACAUCGUCUGCAAGGUAUAGUGACGGAUUCGGACCACUCUCCACAGGACGUCGAUAGGCGAGCCUCUAAGAGACAAGAGGCUAGGAGCGGGGUGAAACUAGUGCCCGGAGCAGGGGGGUACUUCCAGGAGAAACCUGACCGGAGAAAGGGGAAAGCAUAAAAUGGAUGUGUAAUUAAGAGUAAUUGAAUGUAUUGUGUGUCAAUUAUUAUUACAUUUACCCUAGGGACCGAGGUAGGCAAAACUCUCGUAUAAUUUCGCUGAUGUGUGAAUUUACCAUCGAGUAUAUAACCAGAAAUGGAGACGAAAUGUCAUUUAAUUUGUUUGAAAACUAUUCUGCCAUAUCAUUACGGUGACAACUGCGCUCCGAUUGGUCAG